This is a messenger RNA of Oppiella nova, 1209 nucleotides long. The record is from the annotation of a GenBank genome assembly. Lineage: Eukaryota; Metazoa; Arthropoda; Arachnida; Sarcoptiformes; Oppiidae.
AAACAACUAAAUUAAAUAAUUGUAUUCUUACAAAAUACAAAGAUGCUUGUUCAAAUAUUAAUUUGUUGUACCAUAAUGGUGCACCUAGCUCAUGGUGCUAAUGUUAAUCAUAUCGUUGAUUACAUUAACAAUUUGGAAACAACAUGGAAAGCUGGCAACAACUUUGUGAGUGAUUUCAAACCUAAAUUAGGAUUAAUACCCGGAUACAAACCACUUGCACCAAGUUCAGAGAUAACUUAUGAUAUAUCCGAUGAGGACAUACCGGAGUCAUUUGAUCCCCGGCAACAAUGGCCAGACUGUUACACAGAUAAGGAGGUCAGAGAUCAGGGAUGUUGUGGUUCGUGUUGGGCAUUUUCAACCUCAGAGGUCAUAUCUGAUCGCAUUUGCAUCGCCUCGAGGGGUAAACAACAGGUAGAGGUCUCGGCCGAAGAUAUCCUAACCUGUGGUGAAGCGGGUGGUUGUGAUGGGGGUUCCCCUCGCGCUGUGUUUAACUAUUAUAUAAAGUCAGGUGUGAUCAGUGGUGGACUGGUAGGCACCGAAGAUAUCCUAACCUGUGGUGAAGCGGGUGGUUGUGAUGGGGGUUCCCCUCGCGCUGUGUUUAACUAUUAUAUAAAGUCAGGUGUGAUCAGUGGUGGACUGGUAGGCAGUCAUAAAGGGUGUCAGCCCUACACCAUAACCGGUCGUCACCCGUGCGCCUCAUACGUACCGACCCCUAAGUGUGAGAAAACAUGUAUCGCCGGCUAUAACCGUACGUACACUCAGGACAAACACUUUGGUAGUAAAUACUAUGGCGUCGAUGUUAAGGAUGUUCAGAAAGAGCUCAUGACUAAUGGACCUGUGUCAGCUCAAUUUAUUGUUUACACCGACUUUUACUCAUACAAGUCCGGUGUCUACCAGCACGUGACGGGUGGUGUAGAGGGCGCACAUGCGGUCAAACUCAUGGGUUGGGGCGUGGAAAAUGGUGUCGACUACUGGUUGGUGGCUAACUCGUGGGGCACAGUGUUUGGCGAGCAAGGUUAUUUCAAAAUUAAACGCGGCAAUAAUGAGUCCGGAAUUGAGGGUGGUUAUUACGAUGCCGUAACACAAAUGGUGUCGACUACUGGUUGGUGGCUAACUCGUGGGGCACAGUGUUUGGCGAGCAAGGUUAUUUCAAAAUUAAACGCGGCAAUAAUGAGUCGGGAAUUGAGGGUGGUUAUUACGAUGCCGUAA